This is a messenger RNA of Suricata suricatta (meerkat), 951 nucleotides long. RefSeq names its product olfactory receptor 4A47-like. The coding region runs from base 22 to 951 and encodes 309 amino acids. The record is from RefSeq and is a predicted model, not a curated record. Gene Ontology annotation, biological process: G protein-coupled receptor signaling pathway. Gene Ontology annotation, cellular component: membrane. Gene Ontology annotation, molecular function: olfactory receptor activity; G protein-coupled receptor activity. NCBI's taxonomy places the organism in Eukaryota, Metazoa, Chordata, Mammalia, Carnivora, Herpestidae. The transcript has 2 exons.
UUUUCUUUUUCUUGUCAAAUUAUGGAACCAAGGAGCAAUGUCACUUACUUUGUCCUCUUGGGUCUCACACAGGAUCCAAAGGAACAGAACAUCCUUAUGGUUGUGUUCUUGCUUUUCUAUAUUUUGACCAUGGUAGGCAAUUUGCUCAUUGUCAUGACUAUAAGUGUCAGUAAGACCCUGGACUCUCCUAUGUACUUUUUUCUGGCUAGCUUAUCAUUUAUGGAUGUCAUUUAUUCCUCUUCUAUUUCCCCUAGAUUGAUUUCAGACUUGUUCUUUGGGGAAAACACCAUAUCCUUCCAAUCUUGUAUGACCCAGUUAUUUACAGAGCACUUUUUUGGUGGGUCAGAAGUAUUCCUUCUGCUGGCAAUGGCCUAUGACCGCUAUGUGGCCAUCUGUAAGCCCUUGCAUUAUUUGGUUAUCAUGAGGCAAUGGGUGUGUGCUGUGCUGCUGGUAGGGUCCUGGGUUGGGGGUUUCCUGCAUUCAGUAAUUCAAGUUAGCAUGAUUUAUGGGCUCCCAUUCUGUGGUCCCAAUGUCAUUGAUCAUUUUUUGUGUGACAUGUACCCCUUACUGAAACUCGUCUGUACUGACACAUAUGCCAUUGGCCUGCUAGUGGUGGCCAAUGGAGGACUGAUCUGCACGAUUGUGUUUGUGCUCUUGCUCACCUCUUAUGGUGUCAUCCUGCACUCUCUAAAGAACCUUAGUCCGGAAGGGAGGCGGAAAGCCCUCCAGACCUGUGGUUCCCAUAUCACUGUGGUGGUCUUCUUCUUUGUCCCAUGUAUUUUCAUGUAUGCAAGACCAGCUAAGACCUUCCCCAUUGACAAGUCAUUGAGUGUGUUUUAUACAGUCAUAACCCCCAUGCUGAACCCACUGAUCUACACUCUGCGGAAUUCUGAGAUGACAAGUGCUAUGAAGCAACUCUGGAGGAGGAAGGUCAUCUCUCUUAGUAGAUAA